Molecule: messenger RNA, 3065 nt
Organism: Prinia subflava (tawny-flanked prinia)
Lineage: Eukaryota; Metazoa; Chordata; Aves; Passeriformes; Cisticolidae
Product: haloacid dehalogenase-like hydrolase domain-containing 5
Exons: 8
Coding region: 216-1514 (432 amino acids)
Biological process (GO): glycerophospholipid biosynthetic process
Cellular component (GO): mitochondrion
Source: RefSeq, a predicted model, not a curated record
CGGCGGGGCAGAGCCUCGGGGGGAGGCGGCGGCGGCGCGGAGCCCUGGCGGGGCGCGGUGGAGCUGGGCGGGAGCGGAGGAGCUCUCCGGGCGCGGAAGAUUUCUCCGGGCGCUCCUCCGCCGGCCGGGGCUGACGUUGGCCCGUGACGCGAGUGACGCUGCCCGGGAGCCGCGGCCGGGCCGGGAGCCGCGGCCGGCCCCGCUCUGCCCCCGCCAUGCGCCGGGCGCUGCCGCCGCUCCGCGCCCUGCCCGGGGCCGCCCGCCCGCCGCGGCUGCCGGCGCCCCGCGGGAUGUGCGGCCGCCCGGCCGAGCGGAGCGGGCACAGCGCGCUCAGCGUGCUGCCCUCCUUCGGAUUCCUCUUUGACAUUGACGGGGUGCUGGUGCGAGGGAGGACGCCCAUCCCUGCUGCCAGGACAGCCUUCCAGAAGCUGGUCAAUCCUCAGGGACAGUUCCUGGUGCCCGUGGUCUUUGUCACCAACGCAGGGAACUGCCUGCGCCAGGACAAAGCUGAGCAGCUGUCCCACCUGCUGGGGGUUCCAAUUUCACAAGAUCAGGUGAUGAUGUCACACAGUCCUCUGCGGAUGUUCAAACGUUAUCAUGAAAAAUGUGUUCUGGUAUCUGGACAAGGACCACUUCUUGAUAUUGCUCAAGACCUUGGCUUCUGCCAGCCCAUCACCAUCGACACCCUGAGGGAGAAGCGGCCCCUGCUCGAUGCAGUUGACCAUGACAGGAGACCCAAGGUCCUGUCCCCCUCGGCUGUGGAGCUUCCCAAGAUUGAGGCUGUGGUGCUGUUCGGGGAGCCGGUGAGAUGGGAAACCAGCCUGCAGCUGAUCAUUGAUGUUCUGCUGACCAGGGGCUAUCCUGGGAAUCCCUACGAGCAGGAGAGCUACCCUCACAUCCCUGUGCUCGCCUGUAACAUGGACCUCAUGUGGGUGGCUGAGGCACAGUCCCCAAGGUUUGGGCACGGAACGUUCAUGGUUUGUUUGGAGAACAUUUACAAGAAGAUCACAGGCAAAGAGCUGAAGUACGAAGCGCUGAUGGGCAAACCCAGCAGGUUGACAUACCAGUAUGCAGAGCACCUGAUCCGGGCCCAGGCCCUGCAGAGGAGCUGGGAGCAGCCCAUCCACACCCUCUAUGCUGUGGGGGACAACCUGAUGACGGACGUGUACGGCGCCAACCUGUACGACCGCUACCUGCGGGAGAGCUGCGGGCUGGGCCUGCAGGCCCGGCUCCCCGCCAGGGGCAGGGGCCCUGCCACGCUGCCCCAGGACCUGGAGGUGGCUCUGGGCUGGCAGAAGGAGCUGGCAGCAGCGGCUGCAGCCCGCUGCAGGUCUGUGCUGGUGUGCACGGGCGUGUACAGCCCCGACGGCGCCGCGCCCGCCGCCCGCAGCGCCUUCCACGGCCACAGGGACUUCAGCUGCGACCCCGCCCUGCUGCGGCCACACCACGUCGUGCCAGAUGUGGAUGCUGCUGUGGACCUGGUGUUCCAGCUGGAGAACUUUGCACCUCGCUGAGGGGACAGGAUUGCCCUAAGGAGCGCUCAGUGCCGUGCUUUUCUUCCCCAGGACACACUGUGCUUUACCUGAGUGCCACAAGCUGCUGCCUUCGCAAGUUUUUAACCUCUAAAUUAAUACAGCCUUCUCUUAGGUAUGCCUAUUACUAGUACAGGUAGGUACAUGUGCGUGUUUAAGUGUAUUAAAUAUCAAUAAUGCUUUUUAUAGUGCUUCUAAAUAUGUAAUUUAUGCCUUGAGUUGCCCUUUAUUGUCUUCCUCAUUGUUUUUUUUAGGUACUUUAGUAGCAAUAUUUCAUAGUAUUCAUAUACUGGUACUCAAAUCCCUCCACGGCAGUGCCUCCCUUUGUUUGCUGAAGAUUCAGCUUUUAGGUGUUGGGGAUUUUGAAGGUGUCAGACGGUGGUGCUGGGGGCACUCUGGUGCAGAGCACAGCCUGUGUUGGUGCCUGGCCCUCUGCAGGCACUGAGUGCUCCCUUUGCUCAGUGGAGCUCAAUCUGGGCCACUUUGGGUUUGCUCUCACCUAUCCUGCUCUGCCUUUGCUCCUGUUCCCCUGUCCCUGGGGUUUUACUGCUCCUCUCUGCUGUGUGAAGCCUGAACUGUGCUGGAACUCCACAGCCUGGAAGGGAAGGAGCACACCUGGCUCCCUCUGUGGCCUUUUUGCUCUCUGCCUUUCUAGCUGCACUUUUUUGUUGUUUUUUUGAGAAAUUUCUAAUCCUAGAAAGCUUUAGCAGUUUUGUUUCAGAUGUUUCUGUGAGUUGGGACUUGACCACUGGAUCAGGGACUACUGCUUGGCCAAAAAGUGCCUCCUAAUUUACUUGAAGCCUCCUACCACUGUGGUAAUUAACUGGCCUUUAGUGUAAUAUAUUUCAUCUCAUGUCAAUGUCAUAUGUUGUAUGGUUCUUGGAUUUUAUAGCUGUUCGUUUAAAAAGAAAAAGUAAUUUAUUUUUUUUGUUAUUUUUGUAAAAUACUACCAAAGUUUUCAUCCCAAAGAUGUCUCUGAAAAUAUUUCUGUGUUAUUUGUUAUAACACAAUGUGUAUUGUACUUGUGACAUAAGCUUAGAAAACAUAACCCAAUUAAUUGUUUUAAAACCAAAGUCAACUUACACACAAAGAUCAAUUCACAUUAGGGAUUAAUUCAGGUUUUUAGGGCUGGGUUUUUCUAGGGCUUUGUUUGGUGGUUUGUUUUUUUAAAAUAAGAAAUUGUGCAAACAAAAUCCUGGGUGUUCACUUCUCCCAGGUUCUUGCAGAAUUAUUUCCUGGCCAAAUCCUUCACUGCUCAUUAUCCCAACAGAACUCUGAGAGCUCACAGCUGCUGUGAAGUCAGAUUUUGUUGUUGUGUUUCCUCUGUUUGCAAAGCACUGUAAUCCCCUCUCCACUGUCAGAAUUGUUAAUUCAUUUCUUGUCAUGUUUCCUAAGUAGCUUUCAGUGUCUUGCUGGAUCCCGUCUCAGGACACUGCUCUAAACAGUUUAUUUCCUGCUUCUUCACUGGAAAAGUAUUUACAGCAGCACAUUCUUGCCUUUUUGUGGGUCUAAUAAACAGAUAUCUACCUGUUC